Daphnia pulicaria is the source of this 629-nucleotide messenger RNA. RefSeq names its product cell division protein kinase 2 homolog. Gene Ontology annotation, molecular function: RNA endonuclease activity; ATP binding; protein serine/threonine kinase activity. Gene Ontology annotation, cellular component: IRE1-TRAF2-ASK1 complex. Gene Ontology annotation, biological process: protein phosphorylation; IRE1-mediated unfolded protein response; intrinsic apoptotic signaling pathway in response to endoplasmic reticulum stress. The record is from RefSeq and is a predicted model, not a curated record. Lineage: Eukaryota; Metazoa; Arthropoda; Branchiopoda; Diplostraca; Daphniidae. The transcript has 2 exons. The coding region runs from base 84 to 629 and encodes 181 amino acids.
CAAAGAAGACCACAUCGUUAUUUGUGUGUGAAGGAAUACAAUAUUAGUUUUUCAUAACUAUUGUGCUGUUUCCGAAAGUCAGUAUGUCGAAAAUGUCGCUGAUUUUCAAUCCCCACAAUAAAUUAGGGGAGGGAGGUUAUGGUAUCGUUUGCAAGGGAUCCUGGGAUGGAAAAACAGUGGCCAUCAAGCGAAUUCAACUACAUCAGUGCUGCAACCAAGAAGAAGAUGCAAUGAAAAAACUCGAUCAUCCAAACGUCGUAAAAUUUUUUCACGCCGAGAGUGACGAUAAUUUCAGAUAUUACUGUCUUGAAUUGUGUGAUGGCACGUUGGACCAAAUGUUAUCUAAAGACAACGACCCAGAAAAAUUCUUGAAGGCCCACCCAAUGCCCAUACAAUUACUUAACAUUUACCAAUUAGCUACUGGCCUGGAAUACAUUCACAAACAGGGACUGAUCCACCGUGAUCUCAAGCCGGAAAACGUUCUAAUUAUUAAGAAUCGAGAAAACCAAGAAACAAUGAAAUGGGCUGAUUUCGGACUGAGUAAACCAGUGAAUGAAAGAGGAACUUGUUCUAUGAGUGGAAUGGUGGGAGGUAUCCGUACGAUUCGGCCAAUAAUUUUAGCCGAAUAA